This is a messenger RNA of Sphaeroforma arctica JP610, 1275 nucleotides long. RefSeq lists its product as hypothetical. The coding region runs from base 298 to 1275 and encodes 325 amino acids. The record is from RefSeq and is a predicted model, not a curated record. Lineage: Eukaryota; Ichthyosporea; Ichthyophonida. The transcript has 6 exons.
AAAUAGACGAUUUCUGAUAGUAUAUUGUAUAGGUUUCAGGAUAUUCAAGGGAUAUGUUAGGAUAAUCGUGUCUGAACUGUGUUUGCAGUUUAAAAUAAGGGAAGGUUCCAACUAGUAUACGUAGGCUCAUAGCUGAUGUGAGUAUGCCGUCUGUUUCACUUCUCCACAAAAGUAUCAAAUACCACAACGGGGCGCUAUGAGCAUUCGGAUACUCUAGUAACACACUUUAUGUUUGUCUAUCGCAAGUCUUAAGUUGAAAACCUCGACGUGGCAAAGUUCAUGUGAGACACUGAAAAUAUGACUGAGUUAUAUACUGUCGCUUUGCGUAUCAAUAAAACGGAUGAUGCUGCUGAUUUCAGCGAUAUACUUACGGACGAUGUGCUGUCGGCGUUGAGAGUUGACCUGAAUAGAUCCGUACAGGUGCCGAAUGCACCCGUGGCUAAGAAAACGGGCCCCAAAGCCCCCCAGAAGACUAGAGGAACGGCAAGCAAGCUAUCAUCAGGGAUGUUUGGUAUUACCAACGCACAAGCACCUACUGUCGUGGACUCCACAGAGACAUACAAAACCGUGGUUAGAUCGCUGAUUCGAGUCACGAAGGUGUUACAAACAACAUCUGACAAUCUUAAACUGCUUGCACGCAUGGCCGAGUAUUGCUCUGUGGUGUCUGAGCAGCUCUGCUCUACCAGAAUUACAGUCGCCGAUGAAACUUUCGAGUGUGAAAAGGCCUGGGCCGACACAGGGAUACCACUAGGCUCAAACAGCACGGUGGAUGCGACUAAAGUGUGUGGCAACAUACGUAAGGGGUGUGCACAAGCACGCACAGACUCGCGAGAGUGUACAGAUACACGUACACACACGCACACGCACACAACGCCAGGUGUGUGCGCCGUCGUGCAGAGCGGUAAAACAACACGUGAGAAAAUAAGCGCAAGCGCUGAUUCGACACGUGACGGAAUAAGCUGGAGUGUGGGCCAGGCCAUGGCCUUCUGCCUGGAGGAGCUGGUGCAUUUCCUCGACAAAUUGCGCGCGUGUAUUAUCAAGCCCGGCAUGAAGCAAACCUUGAAUAUAAAGUUACUAACAUCGGAUACGGAAGCAAGCGCAAAAGUACUGAAAGUGUUGGAGGAGGCAGCCUAUGUGAUUGGCAAGCUUUUCUGUGUUCUGGGUAAAUCCGAGACCAUCUCUGACAGCACCCGCACUGCCGUGUGUGAGCCGUUGUCGUCGUGUUUCACACUGGCCACGGGCCUGAGAAUUCAACUGGACGCGCUUGAUAGGUAG